Molecule: messenger RNA, 3584 nt
Organism: Ictalurus furcatus (blue catfish)
Lineage: Eukaryota; Metazoa; Chordata; Actinopteri; Siluriformes; Ictaluridae
Gene: lrrc8c
Product: leucine rich repeat containing 8 VRAC subunit C
Exons: 4
Coding region: 277-2691 (804 amino acids)
Molecular function (GO): protein binding
Source: RefSeq, a predicted model, not a curated record
AUUGACGACGACAGCCUCGUGCGGCCGCCGCGGUCACUGCAGCUCGUUUGAGAUUUUAGCAGGAAAAGACGAGCGAGCGAGAGAGAGAGAGAGAGAGAGAGAGAACCGAGGUCUACACCGCAGUCCCAAGGACAUGCUGCUUCACCCCUUCAUUUAUUCCCUAAAAAACCCGCUCGUGCUCUUCCAUUUUCAGGAUACCCUGGGAACAGUGAGCAGCCCAUGAAGAUUUUCAAAAUAAUCCAGAAGAUUUGUGUUUCCUAAGGCGAUCUGAGUAUAAUGAAAAUGAUUCCGGUCACAGAAUUCCGUCAGUUCACGGAACAGCAGCCGGCAUUCCGAGUCCUAAAACCAUGGUGGGAUGUCUUCGCCGAAUAUCUCUCCGUGGUCAUGCUCAUGAUUGGCGUGUUUGGUUGCACGCUGCAGGUAAUGCAGGACAAAAUCAUAUGUCUUCCUCAAAGGGUGUAUGCCCCAAACCAAACAGUGCCUUCACUGAACCAGACGGAGCUCACAAGGGAUCCGACCAAUUCCUCUGUUCCACCUAUCUCCCCAGUGCCUGUACCCUAUGAGAUGAAGGGACUCAAAACCAACUUGGAUCUGCAACAGUACAGCUUUGUUAACCAACUGUGCUAUGAAAAAGCUCUGCAUUGGUAUGCCAAGUAUUUUCCUUACCUGGUGCUCAUACAUACCCUUGUAUUCAUGGUGUGCAGUAACUUCUGGUUCAAGUUCCCUGGCUCAAGCUCAAAAAUUGAACACUUCAUCUCCAUAUUGGGCAAAUGUUUUGAUUCUCCAUGGACUACGAGGGCUCUGUCUGAGGUGUCGGGAGAGAGUCCGGAGGAGAAAGACCACAAAAAGAACAGUGCCAGUAGAUCAAACCUUAAUACCUCCACCGGGGAGGGUAAUCUGGAGAAAACCCAGUCGCUAAGAUCUAUUCCUGAAAGGAUUGUAGUGGACAAACCAACAGCGAGUGCACUUGACAAGAAGGAAGGAGAGCAAGCCAAAGCGUUGUUUGAGAAGGUAAAAAAGUUCCGACUUCACGUGGAGGAAGGCGAUUUAUUGUAUCUCAUGUAUGUUCGUCAGACUGUUAUUAAAGUGAUCAAGUUUGUUCUUAUUGUUGCCUACAACAGUGUUCUGGUGUCAAAAGUUAGAAUUACAGUUCAGUGUGAAGCAGAUGUAGAGAAUAUGACUGGCUACAGAAAAUUUUUGUGCAAUCACACCAUGGCCCAUCUUUUCUCCAAGCUCUGCUACUGCUAUUUGUGUUUUGUAAUCGUUUAUGGAUUAACGUGCCUUUAUACAUCAUACUGGCUUUUCUACCGUUCCCUGAAAGAGUACUCUUUUGAAUACGUGCGGCAGGAGACUGGAAUUGAUGACAUCCCGGAUGUGAAAAAUGAUUUUGCUUUCAUGUUGCACAUGAUUGACCAAUAUGAUCCACUGUAUUCCAAGAGGUUUGCAGUGUUUCUGUCUGAGGUGAGUGAAAACAAGCUAAAACAACUCAAUCUGAACCACGAGUGGACCGUAGAUAAACUUCGCCAAAAGCUACAGACCAAUGCCAGCGACCGACUGGAGCUUCAACUCUUCAUGCUCGCAGGGCUUCCAGACACGGUCUUCGAGGUCACCGAGCUGCAGUCCUUGAAAUUGGAGAUUAUUAAUAAUGUCACAAUCCCUGCAGCCAUUUCUCAGCUGGAAGAUCUUCAGGAGCUUUCUCUGCACCAGUGCAUCCUCAAAAUCCACACAGGGGCCCUCGCUUUCCUGAAGGAAAACCUUAAGGUUCUGCGUGUGAAGUUUGAUGACCACCGUGAGCUUCCUCUGUGGCUCUACAGUCUGCGAAACUUGGAGGAACUCCAACUAAUUGGAUCUCUGAGUCCAGAUGCGUCAAAGAACAUAACCCUGGACUCUCUACGUGACCUCAAGUCCCUUAAGACCUUGACACUCAAAAGCAACCUUACGAAGAUCCCCCAGUCAGUCGUGGACGUGUCCAGCCACCUGCAGCGUCUGUAUGUGCAAAACGAUGGCACCAAGCUGGUCAUGCUGAACAACCUGAAAAAAAUGGUGCAUCUUAUAGAGCUUGAGCUGGUUCAUUGUGACCUUGAACGCAUUCCACAUGCCAUCUUCAGUCUGACCCAGCUGCAGGAGCUGGACCUUAAAGAGAACAGCUUGCGCUCUGUUGAGGAGAUCAUCAGUUUCCAGCACCUCCGGAAGCUCACAUGCCUAAAGCUGUGGCACAAUGCCAUCACUCACAUCCCUGAGCAUAUCAAGAAACUGGGCAGUCUGGAGCGUCUCUAUUUUAGCCACAAUAAGAUUGAGAUUUUGCCUUCGCACCUGUUUCUGUGCAACAAGCUACGCCAUCUUGACCUUUCCUCCAAUGAUAUCAGCUUCAUUCCUCCAGAAGUAGGUGUUCUCCAGAGCCUUCAGUACUUCUCCCUCUCUAGCAACAAAAUCGAGAACCUCCCAGAUGAACUUUUCUUCUGCAAGAAGCUGAAGACCCUCAAGCUCGGGAGGAACAUGCUCUCAGUGCUCUCACCAAAGAUUUCCUACCUGGCUUCACUGACUUAUUUAGAGUUAAAGGGCAAUCAUUUUGAAGUUUUGCCAGCUGAGCUUGGCUGCUGUCAAGCCUUGAAGCGCAGUGGCCUUGUGGUAGAAGACACCCUGUUUGACACACUGCCUUCAGAAGUCAGGGAUACCAUGAAAGCCGAGUGAUGUUUCUUAGCUUUGAUAAAAUCCUGCAAAUGUUACGAAUUCUUUUUAACUGAACUUGUAUCCCACUCCCACACUCAAUAUUUUGACGUUUACGGGUGAGUACCUGGUUUUCAUUGCUUAGAUAUGUGAAAACAAAUAUUAUAAACUAAAGGAAGUUUCAAGUAGAAUUUAGUAUUGUAUUGUACCUCAAAGUUGAUGUAGUUGUUUCAAGGAUUUAAGAAAAUGUUACAUUAGAUCAUUCUUUUAUAUAAGCACCUUAUUAUGUGGAAUUCUCUACCGUAUCAAAGAAUAGAGAUUAGCUUCAGUGUUAACGUGUAUUUGAAGAUGGUCAUGGCAUUGCAUGUAUUACAUUACUAAUAAUGGUAAGGAUUUCAUUAUCUAUUUGAAGAUUUUAUAAAACAAGUACUGAACCAUGUUAGCCUGCCAAACUGCAGUAUUUUGCCUUUGUAAAGACCAAAUGACCUUUGCAACCUCUUUUAAGACUGCUGGCAGGGGUGAAAGAUUGAGAAAGGCUUAUCUCGUGUAAUGGUUAUUUACCAUAUUUCUGUCCCUCCGGGAUUUUGGAGAUUUUUUCCGAUUGCAGAAAUUAACGCAAAAUCAAGCAAAUUCCGCAAUAUUCAGGCGAGCAUGCAAUUUUUCAAAAUUACUGCAGAUUUUGUGCCGAUUUGGGCCAAGACACGUCAAGUGACAUCAUCACAAAACGCAUUCAGCCAAAGCCCUUUUCAAUUCACAUGCGUCGAACGUAAGUACACCUGAAAGGUCUCAUUUACCUACAAACACCACUGCGAAAGACAGAGCAGAGGAAUUUCAUGCAGUUGCAAUUUUGCCAAUUCCAGCAGUUUUCCACAAAAAAAUUGCAAAAUACUCUGCAAGUUCCCUUGAAAAUUUUUUUA